AUGCCAUGUGACACACUUUUUAGUACCGGCCGAAAUCCAGAUUUGGAGAAAAACUCUGGAGAAUGGGGGUGCUGUUAUUUGCGAUGUUGGGUUAGUGUGGCAAGACCAGAAAAUCAUUCAAGAGAUUCCUCAUAUUUCUACAAAGGCCAUGAUCUUUCUUCCCUCCUCAUGCUCGAGGAAGGUGGUUCCAUUUUCAAAGACACCACCAAACACAACGCCACGCGACCCGCGGAGGCAAUCCUCGGAGAUGGAGGAAUGAACAGCGUUCGACUUCGUCAAUGGGUCAAUCCCAUCGACGGUACAUACGGACUCGCCUACAACAUCCAACUUGCAAAACGAAUGCAAAAACAAGGAUAUAAAAUCUAUCUUGACUUCCACUUUGGCGAUUCAUGGGUCGAUCCAAAUAAACAGCCUCCUCCAGCAGCCUGGCCCACGGAGUUAAAACCGCUGGCUAGGACUUUGAGAGGAUAUGUUAAGGAUACAUUAGUCGCGUUCAAAAAAGCUGGAAUUAAGCUCGAUAUCGUAGCAUUGGGUAAUGAGAUUCGUCAUGGGAUGUUAUGGCCAGUAGGCUAUGUAGAUGUUGAUAUUCAACCCACUAGCGCUCUAAACCAAAACUUUUCGUCGCUAGCCACGCUUUGGAAAUCUGCUCGUGCGGGUGUCGAUGAUGCACUUGCUCUCGGGGUUCACAGACCUCAAGUCAUGAUUCAUAUCGAUGAUGGCUGGAACAUAACACUGCAACAACGUUGGUUCUCCGCCUUAACCGCCAACGGUGUCCCAUUGUCCGCCUGGGACGUAUUUGGAUUCUCGUUUUACCCCUUCUACGGUACAGCAGCUACAUUAGCCAACCUAGGCACAACAUUAAAUUAUAUUGCCGAAACAUAUCGAAAACCCGUUCAUGUUGCCGAGACGGAUUAUCCGGCAAUUUGCAACGGACAGUAUAAUCCCAUACCGGAGAGCAGCGAACCUGAAAUUCCGUAUACGGUUGCUGGACAAUUGGAGUGGACGAAGAAUGUCAUUAGUGUGGUGAAGGAUGUACCUUAUGGAUUGGGGAGAGGAGUUCAUUAUUGGGAACCGGCGUGGUUGAAUAAUACGAGUUUGGGAAGUGAUUGUAAUGAUGCGAUUUUGUUUGCUCCGGAUUAUAGUGCAUUUCCAACUAUGGUGGGGUAUAGUAGGAAAUCGGUAAAUUUGUUCAAGUAG
Molecule: messenger RNA, 1197 nt
Organism: Sclerotinia sclerotiorum 1980 UF-70
Lineage: Eukaryota; Fungi; Ascomycota; Leotiomycetes; Helotiales; Sclerotiniaceae
Exons: 4
Coding region: 1-1197 (398 amino acids)
Biological process (GO): pectin catabolic process
Molecular function (GO): glucosidase activity
Source: RefSeq, a predicted model, not a curated record